Messenger RNA from Spodoptera frugiperda (fall armyworm), 1272 nucleotides. RefSeq lists its product as uncharacterized. NCBI's taxonomy places the organism in Eukaryota, Metazoa, Arthropoda, Insecta, Lepidoptera, Noctuidae. The transcript has a single exon. The record is from RefSeq and is a predicted model, not a curated record. The coding region runs from base 1 to 1272 and encodes 423 amino acids.
AUGGGUACUAAACCACCCAUGAUAAUUAACGAGGUGCUAGCAUUAUUGCAGCAUAUCCACCACUAUGUGGACGAAGACGACAUCUUGGAGACCAUCAAGUCCUUCAAGAAGCAAGAGAUAAACGAUGCAAGGUGGCUACUGUACGAGACGCUUGACAAAGUUGAGCAGAUACCGUCUCGCCGAAGGGAUAGCACCCUGAAUCUUAUCCAGGAUAUUACUACCCUGAUGAAGGAGACUGACCCGAAGGACAUGCCCGAUUUCGUGGUAAAGGACGUAUUUAAGUUACUGCCCAUUACGUUUGACCACUUCGACUUAACUAAAGUUCUAAAUGAAAUGGAAUCCAUGAAAAAUAACCUGGCUGAACUGCAGUCAAAAAUGAAGGAGUCAAAUAACAUCAUUUGUGACCUGCGUGCCGAGGUAGUUCAGUUACGCAGCGCUGUUUCAGUGAGUAAGUCACCUGAUACUUCCAACGUGAACGAAGAACGUAAAGCAGAAAGUGCUGCAACCAGCACUGAGUCCGCGGUGGCGAGUGUGUCACCAGUUGAACCUGAAAGCGCAGCCUCGCACACCGCUGCCGCCAGCACUACCACAGCGGUGCAGGAACAGGCACGUGCUAGUACUUCGACCUCUAUUCGUGCUUAUGCAGAUGUCGCGGCCGCUGUCGAAUCGGUAUCAUCACAGAAAAAGAAAGUGGUCCAGGCAAAGCGGGACCAAGCAAACCAGACGAGUUCGAAAAAGGACACGAACAACACGUUGACCGCAAAUGUUGCCAAUGCAGAGGUAGCCCCUGCCAGCCAGUCGGUAUCAACGCCGAAGAAGAAAGUGGUUCCACCAAAACAAGACCAAGUGAGCCAGAUGAGUUCGAAAAAGGACACAUGUGACGAUGAUGGCUUCAUCAAGGUGGAAAAGAAGAAGAAGAAGAAGCCUGUUUACCGUAACCAGUGUGGUACCCUUCCGACGGAGCCCGACAUGGUGCUGCGGCCAGCAACACCCACGACGCAGCUGUACGUGUCCCGCCUGCAUCACUCCACGAAGGUAGAGGACCUCGUGGAGUACAUAAAAUGGCAGACACACUGGACACUGAGAGUCGAGAGGUUGGAGUCGCGCUACAAGAUGAACUACAAGUCGUUCGUGGUGCGGGUUCCAUCAGAUUCUCUGGAUACCUUCCUCAAGGAAGAGUUCUGGCCGAAGGGUGUCGUGUAUCGCCGUUUCCGUGGCCGGCUACGCGACACCAGUCAGCGCGAGACGACGCCGCUUCUUCGUGUACACUAG